Ostrinia nubilalis (European corn borer) is the source of this 4115-nucleotide messenger RNA. RefSeq names its product collagen alpha-2(I) chain-like (gene Cb10). NCBI's taxonomy places the organism in Eukaryota, Metazoa, Arthropoda, Insecta, Lepidoptera, Crambidae. The coding region runs from base 21 to 3956 and encodes 1311 amino acids. The transcript is spliced from 3 exons. The record is from RefSeq and is a predicted model, not a curated record.
GUUUCGGGAGCUUCGCAAUUAUGGAGCUCGCAGUGUGUGCCAUUGUGUCGGUCCUGGUGACCUUACAACCUGUGUUGGGCACCCCCCAUGGAUAUGGAGUGAAGAACGGCGCGGUUGCUCAAGCCGUGGCCGGUGCUGCUGCUGGUGCCUUCUCCGGGGCAGCCGCCCUGCCCAUCGCCUUGCCCCACGGCGCUGGUUUCUCAGGCAGCUACUCCAAGUCCUCUUCAUCCAGCUUCGCGUCAUCUAGCGCUAGUUCCAGUUCAAGUUCCUUCAGUUUUUCUGGUUCAGGAAUACCAGGAGCAAUUGGAGGUUGCACGUCAGGCAUUUGUCAAAAUGGUGACGGUGCAAACGCGGGUGCUUCGAAUGGAAAUUUGAAUGGGUUCACACAUAAUGGGGCGGCCGGUCUCGCUGCUGCACAAGCCGGUGCUAUUGCAGGAUCCCAGUCAUAUAACAAAGGCGGCGUAGUUCCAUCGUGCUCGGGAGCUGAUUGCCCCAAACAAAGUGACGCUGACUGUAAAGGCCCCAAUUGUAGUGGUGAUUCUGAUAAGUGUGAAUCUGGACAAUGUGGACCUUCAACGUAUAAUAAUCAAAUUAAAGGAGGAUCGGCAGAAGCACAAGACAGCUCUUCAAGCUUAAGUAACAAUCUGAAUACUGAGUACAAUAGUAAAUGCACAUCGGGUGAUUGUGGUACAACGCCACAUAAAGAGGCAUCACCUUCAAGUUAUAAUCCCUCGAACAACUGCGCAUCUGGGCAGUGCGGACCAUCUCCAAGCACUGGAGGUGUAUCUCCCGCUUAUGGCGUUAGUAGUUACUCCAGCGGCCCUAGUGAAAAAUGCAGCUCAGGUCAAUGUGGACCAUCACCGGGAACCGGAAGUGUAACACCCAGCCUUGGUGGCAACAGCUAUCCUAGCGGCCCUAAAGAAAAAUGCACCUCGGGACAAUGCGGGCCUUUACCAGGAUCCGUAAGUUCCGGAAGUGUAACACCCAGCUUUGGUGGCAACAGUUACCCUAGCGGGCCGAAUGUAUCUCCAGCCAUUGGCGGCAACAGUUACCCCAGCGGCCCUAAUGAGAAAUGUACCUCAGGACAAUGCGGGCCGUCAACAGGAACCGGGAGUGUAACUCCAGCUUUUGGUGGCAAUAGUUACCCCAGCGGACCGAAUGGAACUCCAACUUUUGGCGGAAAUAGUUACCCCAGCGGCCCUAAUCAGAAAUGCACAUCGGGACAAUGUGGGCCAUCACAAGGAUCCGGAAGUGUCACACCCAGCUUUGGUAGCAACAGCUAUCCUAGCGGCCCUAAUGAGAAAUGUACCUCAGGACAAUGUGGGCCAUCAACAGGAACCGGGAGUGUAACUCCAGCUUUUGGUGGCAAUAGUUACCCCAGCGGCCCGAAUGUAACUCCAGCCUUUGGCGGUAAUAGUUACCCCAGCGGCCCUAAUGAGAAAUGCACAUCGGGACAAUGUGGGCCAUCACCAGGAUCCGGAAGUUCCGGAACCGUAACACCCACCUUUGGUGGCAACAGUUAUCCCAGCGGCUCAAAUGAGAAAUGCACCUCAGGACAAUGUGGUCCGUCAACAGGAACCGGGAGUGUAACUCCAGCCUUUGGCAGCAACGGUUACCCCAGUGGCUCGAAUAAAACUCCAACCUUUGGCAGCAACAGUAACCCCAGCGGCCCUAAUGAGAAAUGUACCUCAGGACAAUGCGGGCCGUUAACAGGAACCGGCAGUGUAACUCCAACCUUUAGCAGCAACAGUUACCCCAGCGGUCCAAAUGAAAAAUGCACCUCUGGACAAUGUGGGCCGUCAGCAGGAGCCGGAGGUGUAACUCCAGCCUUUGGCAGCAACAGUUACUCCAGCGGUCCUAAUGAAAGAUGCACAUCAGGUCAAUGUGGACUAGCUCAGAGUUCCGGAAAUGUAGCUCCCGCUUUUGGCAGUAACAGCUACCCCAGUGGCCCUAAUGAAAAAUGCACAUCAGGACAAUGUGGACCGACACAGGGCUCCGGAAGUGUACCUUCUGCUUUUGGCGAAAAUUAUAACUCCAAUAAACCUAACGAUAAAUGUACCUCAGGGCAAUGUGGAUCUUUGCCAGCAAACGGUAAUUCAUCUCCAAAUUACGCUUCAAACAAUAAACACGACAUCCCUAUAAAUACACCUAGAGGCACUACUCCGAAACCAAAUAACUAUCCAUCUCAAGGUUUCAAUAAUAAUCCGGGAUUUACUAGCCAAAGUGGUUCUGGGUGUCCUUUUGGAAACUGUGGAACAUUGCCAUCAUCAAAUCCUACAACAACUUACUCGUAUGUCCAGGGUUCAACAAACACCUACUCUAAACCAAACUAUUCCAAUCAAAAUUCAGUAGGUUGUACUACUCCCGAUUGCGAUAAUGGCGCUUAUAACCCUCAUGCGUCUGCUCCAAGCAGCGCUUCAGCCCCAACUUAUAAUAAACCUGCUACGUAUUUAACAGCGCCUAAACAGGCACCAUCGUGUACGUCGCCAAACUGUCAACCAGCUGUUAUAAGCCCUGGAUAUAAUCCAUCUAGACCUAUUACACCAGGAACUGGAGAUUAUCCUAAUAUUCAAACAAUUGCGCAAACACCUAUCUGCACCAACGGUAACUGUGGUCAAACUCAACCACUCUACCCUAGCAGUUACUCGGUACCCUUGAUUCCCAGUCAGCAAAACUCUGCCUAUAGACCAUCAGAGCCUAAAUGUACUUCAGCAAACUGUGGUGCAAAUAACCCUUCAGCACCAUCAAAUGUCCCUGUAAAUGAGCCUAGUAAUUACCCAACUACUCAACAACAGAUACCACAUAAAGGUGUUCCUAGUUUCAAACCAUCUUCACCUCAAGACGCUCCAUCAGUUCCAACUUAUACUUCGAAUCAACCCCCUAAAGCAACAUCUGCUCCUGUAUACAAUAAUCCAAAAGACGAUGGUUCUAUUCCUCCUUUCGUUGCUCUGACCCCACCAAAUUGUAGUGGAUCUACAUGUCCUGACAGUCCCUUGAAACAACCUAAUUACAACCAAAAUGCUGUAAGCACCGCUUCCGCGGGAUCUUCGUCAACCGGUUCCAACUAUGUUGGAACUUACAACACUGGAAGUCAAAAUGUAGGUCCCAAAAAACCUGAAAAGAAGUCAUAUCUGGGUGGGUUUGGAGCUCCUCCUGGACUGCUGAAACCAAAUGACUUCACCCUGCCUAGUAGCAUAUCAACCACUAAUAGCAAACCGACUACAUCUGCUGUGCCUAGCUCAGUCCCAUGUACAACUGGUAACUGUAACACUUCUCCUGGUCAGCCCCAACAUGGACAUAUUGAAGGUGGAAAUGCAAUUGCCAAACCAGAAGGAACAUACAACUCGGCUCCGUGCUCAUCAGGAAAUUGUGGUUCUCAAAAUAAACAAAGCGGUACACUGAACUUAAACGGUGCUAAUGCUGCAGCAGGAGCUGUCGCGUCAGCUAAUGCAGUUGCUUAUUCUGGAGGAUUCGGUGGCCCACCAGGGUUUUUAAAACCUUUCGAUGACGGAAAAUCCGCGGGUGGUGCGACACUGUCAAGUAGUAAAAUCCCUGUCAGUGCAUCAGGCUUAAGUGGUGGUAAUUUUCCAGCAAGUGGAAUUCAUAAUACUGUUAGCAACGGAGGUUUGAUCGGGGCUGGAGCUCAAUCAGCUGCUUUCGCUGGGGCUAGUGCAGGUGCAUUUGGCGGAUCUUCCUAUGGUCACAAUGCUCUUGGUGGCCAGGGAUCAACUGGCGGUUGUGGCGGUGGAUGCAAUGGAAGCGGAUCGUAUGGCUCUGGGAAAAGCUUGAAUGUUAAUACUGGCCAUCACAAAGGUGGAUACAACGAUGAUUUGUAUGGAGGAAUCAGUGCAGCGGGUGCUGUAGCUAAAUCCAACGCUGCUAGUUUCGGAGGCAGCUUUGCCACCGCUCAUGCUUCAUCAUCAGCGGCAACAAAAGGAGGUUACGGUAGAAGAUAAACUUUAUUCCAAAUAAUGGAGAUUUUAUGGACUUGUAAUAUCAACGAAACUGUUUGUGACGUAUCUUGUGAUAAAAUUAAAUUAGAUUAAGUAGUCAGUCAACAUAAACGGUAUAAUAGUAGUUUUAUAUAAAAUAAAAUAAUAAAAUAAAAAAGAGUA